UUCCUUACAACCGGCAUUUACAGAGCAUAACUGAGUAAUUUUGCCAUUUCAUUUGUUAAGAAUCGUGUUGAAUGUUAUUGAAAACCUGCUCGACUAUCCUUUUCCAUCGGAAUAUCUUGAAGUUUGGUCAACAGUCCCUCAAGACACGUGCAAUGGCAACGCUUCCGGAGGUCGUCGCAAAACUGAGCGAGUUCGCACCGGAAAACCUGGCGGAAAAGUGGGACAAUGUAGGCUUACUGGUGGAGCCGAGGAAUAAUAAAAGUUCCAUUACCAACAUCCUUCUAACGAUCGAUCUGACGGAAGCGGUAGUAGCGGAGGCACGGGAAACCGGCGCCCAAAUGAUCAUCUCCUACCAUCCGCCGAUCUUUGCACCGCUCAAGCGACUCACCCAAGCGUCGUGGAAGGAGCGCAUUGUGAUCGAUUGCAUCCGUCACGAUAUAGCGAUCUAUUCCCCUCACACGAGCUGGGACAACGUGACCAACGGGGUGAACGAUUGGCUAGCGGACUCGCUUCCCCAUGCCGAUGCCCGACCGAUCCUGGAGAAUCCGAUCAACGCGGCUUACGGUGCUGGUCGACUGUGUACCGUGAAGGGUGAACCUCUUUCGGAACGCGAUGCCGUUCAACAGAUUGUGAAGCACACAGCAAUGGACUGUGCCAUGGUGAGCUUUGCGUCGAGCGGGGACACAAACCGCAAGGUGCAAACGUACGCCGUUUGUGCCGGAUCGGGCGCAAGUGUGCUGAAGGGCGUGAAGGCCGACAUGUACAUUACGGGGGAAAUGUCGCACCACGAGGUGCUGGAGGCGACGAGCAAUGGCACGUGUGUGGUGCUGCUUGGCCACAGCAACUCGGAGCGUGGCUAUCUGAGCGUGUUCAAGGAUAUUCUAAGCAAGCGGCUGAACGGCGGUGUUACGGUUCACGUGUCGAGCAGCGAUAGAGAUCCGAUGAAGCUGGCAUUGCGAGAAAAUGCAAACUAAACGAGGGUCUCUUUCCUUAACAGUAGGUUUUUCAGAAGAAUGCUAUGUUUGAGAAUCGAUUGAUCGAAUAAAAAGGAAUUUUUGGAAAAUAA
Messenger RNA from Anopheles coluzzii, 1066 nucleotides. Its product is annotated as NIF3-like protein 1. The coding region runs from base 72 to 974 and encodes 300 amino acids. Gene Ontology annotation, cellular component: mitochondrion; cytoplasm. The record is from RefSeq and is a predicted model, not a curated record. NCBI's taxonomy places the organism in Eukaryota, Metazoa, Arthropoda, Insecta, Diptera, Culicidae. The transcript has 2 exons.